Molecule: messenger RNA, 267 nt
Organism: Rhizopus microsporus ATCC 52813
Lineage: Eukaryota; Fungi; Mucoromycota; Mucoromycetes; Mucorales; Rhizopodaceae
Exons: 3
Coding region: 1-267 (88 amino acids)
Source: RefSeq, a predicted model, not a curated record
AUGGCAGUUACUGGUCGCUUAGCUGAUAUUGCGCAAAAGUCUGCUGUCCUUCUUCUUGCUGGAACAACAGUUUAUUACAUGGUCAAUGUUGGCAUGCUUGUUAAUCGCCGAAUGGAGUUAAAGAAACAAGGAAAAUUACAAGAAGAACUUGCUCGUUUGAAUGGUCUAAUGGAUCAACAAAAUGACAGAAUACUCCAUGCUGAAACCUCAACAACACCAACUCCACUUCCCGACACGGAUACACCCGGUACUGUUAAAGACCUUUAA